This is a messenger RNA of Suillus subaureus, 877 nucleotides long. RefSeq lists its product as uncharacterized. The record is from RefSeq and is a predicted model, not a curated record. The transcript is spliced from 4 exons. Gene Ontology annotation, biological process: positive regulation of catalytic activity. Gene Ontology annotation, cellular component: cell periphery; fungal-type vacuole. Lineage: Eukaryota; Fungi; Basidiomycota; Agaricomycetes; Boletales; Suillaceae. Bases 187 to 648 code for a protein of 153 amino acids.
UGACUGGAGAUCGCUCAGAUAAUGAGUCAGGAGACAGGUCCAACUUCGGGAGAUCUAGGAAAAAGCGCUUUAGAGCCUUCAUUCUUACGAAUAUAUAUGUGCCAUUAAUUCAUCAAUAUAACGUUUACCACUGCAGCCCUAGCGGUGGCCAUCAGGAUACGCACGAUCGAAUUGCAAGAUGGAGUCAUGGGAAUCGUAGGAAGUUCUCCAACCUUAGUGAUAAUAUUUUCACCUCUAACUUUGGUCCAUGUUAUGGUGGCGAUAUAUCUCGAAUAUUUUGGUCGUCCCAUGGGAUUAUGGCGAACAUCUGCCAAACUUGCACACACCCUCCUCGAAGUUUGUUUCAUCUGUGCAUGGUCUGCAGCGUUUUCCCUCUGUUUCGACAAUUUCUUCACCUCCCUCAUCCCCUGUGCGUCGGCAGGAAGCAUCGCUUGGUACAACGAACUUAGUCGGCCUGAGCUAACGCUUCCGAACCUUGGACGAAAUAAAGGCGGAGUGGGAGAUACACUUUGCGACUAUCAACUUGCAUUGAUUUGCCUGGUUGGGGUCGGCCUGGUCACGUAUUGCAUCAAUAUUGUCAUCAGCCUCUUCAGGAUUUUUGAGAAGGUCAAGUCGUACGCUGGUUUUCGCCCUACAAUGCCGUUUUAGUGCACUAUGUGGCUCAUACACCCUUAUAUCUUGGAUCAUAUCACGUGGAUAUUCAUCGGAUCCAUCGUUUUCGUUUUCCAUUUUAUGCUAUCACUUCAUAUAUAUAUAUAUUCCUUCAUUAUCACGGACUACCAACUCAGGCGGUGUAUCAUCUAUAUACCUUUCCUCAUCCACGUGUACUUCUACAUAUUUCUAUAGCAGCAUUAAAGACCACUGAAUUGGUCGAUUG